Molecule: messenger RNA, 3423 nt
Organism: Symbiodinium sp. CCMP2456
Lineage: Eukaryota; Dinophyceae; Suessiales; Symbiodiniaceae
Source: the annotation of a GenBank genome assembly
AUGGAGGGCUGGCUCAUGAAGCGGAGCCAGCAGCUCCUUCAGUGGCGCUGGCGCUAUGUCAAGCUUACCUCCGACAAGCGUCUUGUGACGUUCACGUCGGAACAGGCUGACGUGCUCACCAACGACGUAGACGUCGGUGGUUCAACUGCUGAGGCCACCGACUUCUUCCUUGCUGCCCCGGUGGACUUCGGUUUCCUGGUAGCGUGCCGUGAGAAAACGCUUCGGUUUGCAGCCGAGACAGCUGCGACACGCGAGGAGUGGCUCGAGAAAAUCGCGAGCAUCGCUGAUCGGCGAAGUUUGGAUCCGGCAAAGGAGGCUGACAGCCCGGCCUUUGCCCGAACCGACUCACCGAGCUCUUCGCUAUUUUUGCAGCCAAUAGAGGAGUUUGUUGGUGAGGAGAGCCCUAAGAACAACAGUCCGGACAAUGGAAAGGGCUCCAAAGGCCCCGGCCGCGCGAGCAAAGGCCCUGGCAAAGGCGGCGCCAAAGGCGCCAAGGGCCCUGGCAAAGCUCCGCCAAAAGGCCAAGGCAAAGGGCCUCCGGUCCCAGGAAAGGGCGUCCCUCGCCUGCGGACCAUGCCGAAGGCUUCGAGUCUUCCUCUGGGCCGCCGCCUCUCUGUCCGCACGCUCAAUGCUGACCAGGUUGCAGCUUUCGCCCCAGAGCGACGCUCAGCGGCGGGCGGACCAACCGGGCCGGGCUCGAGUUCCGAUGAGGAGCCCAGCCCGUUGAACCCUGCGGCGGUGGACCUGGAGGCCCUACGAAGCGCUUUUGCUGCGCAGGCAAAGGCACCGGCCUCCGCGAGGUCCUCGCGCCGCUCGCCCCGCGGUGUCGAGCUCCUCCCGCGAUCCAACGCCCAGAACGUGGCGAUAGUGCUGCGGAAGCUGCGUCUUGACACUGCAGCAUUGGCGGCCUCUCUGGAUCAACUCCAGCCCGGCGAUUGCGCCCUGAGUGCCGAGGAGUGCGAGCGCUUCACGCAGGUUCUGCCUCCUGUGGAACUGCUCCGACCUCUGGCGGACUACGAGGGCGACAUCUCCGGGCUUCGCGACGUGGAGCGCGAGAUUCUGCCGCUGGCUCGGCUGACGCGGCUACGGGAGCGAUUGCGAUUGCUCUCGCUCUUCAAGACCUUGGACGAGCGCUUGGGAGAUGGGAUGCAGCAGAUGUGCGCGGUGCAGACGGCCUGUGGAGAAGUGCGCAAGUCCACAGUCCUCAGGAAUCUGUUGCAGAUCAUCGUGGUGCUCUUUAACUACGUGAACUACGGUCAGGCACCGUCUGAGAAUGGAACGCCCAACGACUUGCGGGCUCGAAACGUGGACGUGCAAAGCCUCACGCACCUCGUGGAGACGCAGUCGUUUGGUGGCCCUUUCCCGAAGUUUAACAUGCUGCACUUCUGUCUGCAGGAGCUCCUGAAGCAGUGCCCUGACCUUCAGACAGGAGCUCUGGAUGCGGAGUUGUCGGCUCUGCCCAGCGCGGCCUGUGUGAACCUGGCGCAGGUGAAGCUGGCUUUGGAACGACUGCAAGCAGACGUCCAGUUUGUUCAGACAGAGCUGUAUGGACACCAGGAGGAGUAUCGGAAGAAGGACUUGGAGUUUGAGGAGGAUCCAGAUCCUCCGGUGCAGGGCUGCCAGGGCCCCGUGAACUUCGACCUGGAAGAGAACGACACCGCCUCGGAGGAUGAAGUCACGCCCAAGAACGACGAGGAGGAGGGCCUGCCAAAGGUGGAGAGCCCGAAGCGUUCGGUCUUCGGCCGUCUCUUUUCGAUGGGCAUCGACACCUGGAGCUUCGCUGAAGAGUGGUGCCAAGGUUCUGCGAUGAUUGGCGUGCCGGACCACGAAGGCCUCCAAGCCAUGAUGGCUCCGGACGGUGAGGUUCCUCCACCUGGGGUGCUGCUGCGCUGGCGGCCCUCAGGCCGGUGGAAGGCCUACUUCUGCGAAGUUCGCGGGGCCUUGCUCGUGCUGUACAGGGUCAAGCGCAGCACAGCGGUGCUUCGAGGCACAUUCUACAUCGUGCUUCCUGGCGCAGAAGUUGCCCUGCUCCAGUCCCUCUACGCCUCGGAGCGCGCUCGUGAGAUCGCGAGGGAGCACCCUCACGGGAUCGAGUUGCGCCCUGCUGGCGGCCGCGAGGAGUUCUUCCUGGCCAAAAGCGCCAAGGAGGCCGGCCGCUGGCUUGAUUUCCUCACAGCCCAGACGGCGCGGGGAGAUGCAGGCCACGUUUCUCACUAUGUCGGAGGAUGGGGUUUGCUUAGCUCGUGCUGGCGACGCCUCUUUUGCGUUAUCGAGAGAGGCGGCAGCAGCGAGGAUUGCAAGGCCGAGGCCCCGGAUUCGAGCGAAAAGCCUCGACUUCUGGGCUUCUCCCGACUCCGAGACUACGCAGAAGGUCUUGCACCAGAAGCUGCCUGGACUCUGGAGGACAUGCGAAUUCACUCCUUCGAUGCGGAGGGAAGUUCUGAAAUUGCCAAAGGACUUCUUCCAACUGCACCGGUCGGGUUUGAGCUGGAAUACCCGGCCACCCAGACCACUGUACAAAUGGCAUGCGACUCUGCCGAACACUUGGACACUUGGUUGGAGGCACUGCGAUGUGUCCAGACAGGUGGAACGAAUGCCCGACGAGGGGGCCAGGACACCUUGGUGGACGUAAGUUCCGGCUUGGAAAACGGUGUAGGCGUGGACCCAACGCGACUCUUCGACCUGUUCGCAGACGGGUCACCUACUGCAGAGUCGAAGUCGCUCUCUUUUUCCGUAGUCGAAGCGGAAGAUCCGGCGGCGAGCACGGAUCGGCUGCGGCGCCGGCUGAUGUUCAGCGUGGGGGCGGUUAGCUCGUCCGACCAAGAGGCCAAAGAGGCUGAGCCAGCAACGGUGGAAGUUAUUCAAAUCGACUCGGACUGUGAGGAGCAGGAGUACGAUGAGGUCUGUGGUAUGCCAUGGGUCGGCAGCUUCUGCCAGCUUUCAGGUGCUACCGAAGCCUUGGAUCCUCCAGACGCGCUCUCGCAGCUGAGACAUCUGGAGGUUGAGAUGACAGGGGUGGUCGAGAAGUGGUCGAGAACGCUGGCUGCGACUGAGGCAGACUGCCGUGGAUUACUCCGCUUCUUCGGUCUCGGUGUUCCCGAGGAGAGCCAGCUUGCAGAGGCUGCAGCGCAACUUCUCCGCGCUCUUUGCACCUUCAGGAGCCAAGUGGGCGACGCUUGGAGCGAGCUCGAGCAGCACGCAAUCGAAGAGGCAAGGAAGCGAGGUCCCAGAAAGUCUGCGAAGCCUGCACGCCUGCGAGCUCGCACUCAGACCACAGCCACGGAUACAUCCGAGGUUAACGUGACUAGGACACGGUCGGAAUCCAACGAGACGCUGGAUUCUGCUGCACGGUCCCGAACGAACUCGGCUGCAGAAGAUGAUGCGGCCGAGUCUUUCGUGAGUGUGCAUAGCACGGCUUCCUAA